UUCGCUCAGUCCGUUUCCUCUCUGUCUCUGCGCGGCGCCGGUGACUCGUGGCUGCGCUCACAGCGGCUUAAACGCACUGAUUUUAACCAGGAAAAACACAAACUCACCACUUCACCAUGUCUUACCAAAACGAGGACGACGAAUAUGAUCCCUACAGUUACCCCAGCGACUAUGAUUUUCACACUGGUGAUCCUAAAGCAGAUCUGGCUUACGAGCGGCAGUAUGAGCACCAGCAGACGUAUCAUGUGAUCCCUGAAGUGAUAAAAAACUUCCUGCAGUACUUCCAUAAGACCAUCUCAGACCUGAUCGACCAGAAGGUCUAUGAGCUGCAGGCCAACCGUGUCUCCAGUGAGAGCAUCGAACAGAAGAUCUAUGAAAUCCAGGAUGUCUAUGAGAACAGCUGGAACAAGUUAACUGAUCGUUUCUUCAAGACCUCACCAUGGCCAGAGGCAGAAGCCAUUGCCUCACUGGUAGGAAAUGAUGCUGUUUUCUUGAUCCUUUACAAGGAGCUGUACUACAGGCACAUAUAUGCAAAAGUCAGCGGUGGCCCAACACUUGAUCAGAGGUUCGAAUCCUACUACAAUUACUGCAAUCUCUUCAAUUACAUCCUCAAUGCUGAUGGCCCUGCACCUUUAGAGCUUCCCAACCAGUGGCUCUGGGACAUCAUCGAUGAGUUCAUCUACCAGUUCCAGUCCUUCAGUCAGUACCGCUGUAAGACGGCCAAGAAGUCUGAGGAGGAGAUCGAGUUCCUGAGGAACAACCCAAAGAUUUGGAAUGUGCACAGUGUCCUGAAUGUGCUGCAUUCUCUGGUGGACAAGAGUAACAUUAACCGCCAGCUAGAGGUCUACACCAGUGGAGGAGACCCAGAAAGUGUGGCUGGAGAAUAUGGCCGUCACUCACUGUAUAAGAUGCUGGGCUACUUCAGCUUGGUGGGUUUGCUGAGGCUACACUCUCUGCUGGGGGAUUACUACCAAGCUAUCAAAGUACUGGAGAACAUUGAACUCAACAAGAAGAGCAUGUACUCACGUGUGCCUGAGUGCCAGAUCACCACCUAUUACUAUGUGGGUUUUGCCUACCUGAUGAUGAGACGUUACCAGGAUGCCAUCCGUGUUUUUGCCAACAUCCUGCUUUACAUUCAGAGGACAAGGAACAUGUUCCAGAGGUCCACCUACAAAUACGAGAUGAUUAACAAGCAGAAUGAACAGAUGCAUGGGCUGCUGGCCAUCGCUCUGACCAUGUACCCUAUGCGCAUUGAUGAGAGCAUCCACACACAGCUCCGAGAGAAAUACGGAGACAAGAUGCUGCGUAUGCAGAAAGGAGAUCUGCAGGUGUUUGAGGAGCUGUUCAGCUUUGCUUGUCCUAAGUUUCUUUCCCCUGUUGUGCCCAACUAUGACAACGUUCAUCCCAACUACCAUAAAGAACCAUUCCAGCAGCAGCUCAAAGUGUUCGCCGAGGAGGUACAGCAGCAGGCACAGCUCUCCACCAUCCGCAGUUUUCUGAAGCUCUACACCACUAUGCCCGUGGCUAAGCUUGCCGGCUUUUUGGACAUGACUGAGCAGGAGUUCCGGAUUCAGCUGCUUGUUUUCAAACACAAGAUGAAGAACCUGGUCUGGACCAGUGGCAUCUCAGCCCUGGACGGAGAGUUCCAGUCUGCCUCUGAAGUUGACUUCUACAUUGACAAGGACAUGAUCCACAUUGCAGACACCAAGGUAGCACGUCGUUAUGGAGACUUCUUUAUCCGACAGAUCCACAAGUUUGAAGAGCUGAACCGCACCCUGAAGAAGAUGAACGUAACUAGCUCAUCUGGCUCCAGCAGCAGCACAUCACGGGCCACAUAAAGCCAAUCACCUCAUCAACAGCACCUCUGAUACCCCACCAGCCAUCUGGACUUGGUUUCCUGAAGCAUAGUAGGGAUCAUCAUUAUGGUGGCGGGUGGCUCUUUGAACGCUCUAACCAUUGAAUGAUGAUCAUUACACUGCAAAGCUUUGUGGGAAGGAGACCAGAGGGUGCAGUGGUCCAACUCUGACACUUACUAACUGAUCAAGAGCAAACCCUUUUCUCACAGAUGAAGCAGAUGUGGUCUCUUCCCGGAUCUUAUUACAUCAGUCAGCGGCCAAUCUGAUCCAAUUUGUGUGUUUUAUUUUUCGCUGACUUCUCAAGUCAUAAACCAAACAGGGCCAAUUAAAUUCUUUUUGUAGGUUAAAAAAGGUUAAUUAAAGUUGAUGUGGUGAAUACA
Messenger RNA from Colossoma macropomum (tambaqui), 2236 nucleotides. RefSeq names its product eukaryotic translation initiation factor 3, subunit 6 interacting protein (gene eif3s6ip). Gene Ontology annotation, molecular function: translation initiation factor activity; protein binding. Bases 117 to 1838 code for a protein of 573 amino acids. NCBI's taxonomy places the organism in Eukaryota, Metazoa, Chordata, Actinopteri, Characiformes, Serrasalmidae. Gene Ontology annotation, cellular component: cytoplasm; eukaryotic translation initiation factor 3 complex. Gene Ontology annotation, biological process: translational initiation. The transcript is spliced from 15 exons. The record is from RefSeq and is a predicted model, not a curated record.